AGGCCUCCUAACGUUAACGGGACCGGGACUCACUGACUCACGGACCGGGAUCUACGGACUCACUGACUCACGGACCGGGAUCUACCGACCCACGGACUCACGGACCGGGACGUUUCUCCGUUUGGUUUGUCCUUUGAAGACCAGCAGCAUGUUGGAGCUCGCGCUGCUGCUUGCCCUGCAGGUGUGCUCAGGUGGCUCCCAGGGGGGCGGGGCCUCAGUCGAUAAUGUCAGCAUCCCUGAGCUCAGCGACGUGUGCACAGAGGGCAGCUGUUACCCGGCAACAGGAGACCUUCUGAUUGGCCGAGCCCACCAACUGUCGUCCACCUCUACCUGCGGAUUGAACCGCCCUGAACCGUUCUGCAUUGUCAGCCACCUGCAGGAGGAGAAGAAGUGCUUCCUGUGCGACUCGGCGACUCCGUACGAUCAGCUGAGUGAACAGAUGAGCGGCCAUCGCAUCGAGAACGUUGUCACAACGUUCGCUCCCAACAGACUGAAGACCUGGUGGCAGUCUGAGAAUGAAACAUCCAUGUUUCAGAUGUGA
Molecule: messenger RNA, 541 nt
Organism: Etheostoma cragini (Arkansas darter)
Lineage: Eukaryota; Metazoa; Chordata; Actinopteri; Perciformes; Percidae
Product: laminin subunit beta-1 variant-like
Exons: 4
Coding region: 149-541 (130 amino acids)
Source: RefSeq, a predicted model, not a curated record